Durusdinium trenchii is the source of this 1317-nucleotide messenger RNA. Lineage: Eukaryota; Dinophyceae; Suessiales; Symbiodiniaceae. The record is from the annotation of a GenBank genome assembly.
GCAGACUUCCGGUCUCCGGUGGACCUGUUACUGAGCCUGUUCAUCAGGCCACCACGUUGUCGAUAUUCUCCGAACAAACUUGGGCCAAGAACUUUCAAGAUCUCUGACAAGGGGCAUGGUCACCGAGAGGAUUUUGUUCUUCACAAUCCUCGAGGACAGGCGUUGCAGUGCUCCCUAUUUGAGCCCAUUCCAGAACCCGGGGUGCCAUCUCAGGAGAAUUGGUCCGUCGAGCGACCUUGUGUCAUUUAUUUGCAUGGCAAUUCCUCCUGCCGUUUGGAAGCCUUAGCCUUGCUACCGCUUCUGCUGCCCCUGAGGAUCACUCUUUUUUGCUGUGAUUUUGCUGGUUCUGGACUCUCAGAGGGCGAAUUUGUCUCUUUGGGAUGGUUCGAACGUGAUGAUUUGGCCACCUGCAUCCAGCACCUUCGUUCCGUGCGAAACGUGGCGCGCAUCGCUUUGUGGGGUCGAUCCAUGGGAGCGGUCACAGCGCUUCUUCAUGCUGAUCGAGAUCCUUCCAUCGCUGGCUUGGUGCUGGACAGUCCGUUUGUGUCUCUCAAAGAACUUGCAAUGGAGCUGGCCAGCAGAAGGGCAAUGAUGCCAUCGUGGGCAACACGUGCAGUGUUGUCAGCAGCUCGUUCUGCUAUCCGUGCACGCGCAGGGUUUGACUUUGAGGACCUUGAUGGCAUGCAACAUGUUAGCCAAUCCUUCAUGCCCGCUCUGUUUGUCGCAGCCAGUGGUGACGACUUCAUCAGCCCUAGCCACGCUGAGCGUUUAUUUGAUGCGUACCAAGGGGAGAAGGAGCUUUACAUCACAGAGGGUGACCACCACUCAUCCCGCUCGCUGACAUGUAGGCAGAAGGCGACACUGUUCCUCUGCAGAAGCUUCCAUUCACCGCGUUUGGAUGCACUUCUACGGAUCCAUGCAGGUGGUGCGGUUGACAUCUUUGGCGUUCCGAUCGUGCCAGACUGGCAGAAAUCUGGAGGCUCUGAGGACCUUGACUUUGAAGGCUCUGAGAUUUGCAGACAGAUGCGCAUGGUGCCUGCCCUUUGUGAGAUGAAGUUGGCUGCGGGAAGACGUUGCCAACGUCCUCUCCUGCUGACAGCCACGAUGAAGUUGCCUGAGAAAGCGGAGGCUGGCUUCUUUCUCCGCUUCGUUCCGGCAGACGUGCUAGCGGGAGAAACAGAGGAAAUUGGUCAGCCGUGCUGCUUCGUGCUGUCCUGCACGCAAGAGCUUUGCAUGGCAACGGAGUUGCAACUAAUAUAUAUCCUCCUCCUCAGAACCCCAGGCUCCAUAGAAACCGCCACUUCGGAUUUGAGCUGA